UCAUUGACCAGUUGUGUGACCUUGGCCAAGUAAGCUAAUUACUCUGAGCCUCGGUUUCCUUAACUGUAAAAUGUGGGAUAAUAAUGGUACCUUGCAGAGCCGCGGUAUUGUGCGGUGGGGAAGAGGGAUGGAUUUGUAAACCCUGGAGCGAGGUUCUGCCUACCUGAGGGCGCUACUGUACGGAGACCCUGGAUGAAGCCACCAUCACCAUGUCUGACCAGGAGGCAAAACCUUCAACUGAGGACUUGUGGGAUAAGAAGGUAGGAGAACACAUUAAACCGAAAGUCAUUGGACAGGAUAGCAGUGAGAUUCAGUUCAAAGUGAAAAUGACAACACACCUCAAUAAACUCAAAACAUCAUACUGCCAAAGACAGAGUGUUCCAAUGAAUUCACUCAGGUUUCUCUUUGAAGAUCAGAGAAGUGCUGAUAAUUACACUCCAAAAGAAAUUGGAAUGGAGGAAGAUGUGAUUGAAGUUUAUCAGGAACAAUGA
This is a messenger RNA of Panthera uncia (snow leopard), 491 nucleotides long. RefSeq names its product small ubiquitin-related modifier 1-like. The record is from RefSeq and is a predicted model, not a curated record. Gene Ontology annotation, cellular component: PML body; nucleus. Gene Ontology annotation, biological process: protein sumoylation. The transcript has a single exon. Bases 210 to 491 code for a protein of 93 amino acids. NCBI's taxonomy places the organism in Eukaryota, Metazoa, Chordata, Mammalia, Carnivora, Felidae. Gene Ontology annotation, molecular function: ubiquitin-like protein ligase binding; protein tag activity.